This is a messenger RNA of Ipomoea triloba (trilobed morning glory), 1920 nucleotides long. Its product is annotated as transcription factor TCP14-like. Bases 364 to 1587 code for a protein of 407 amino acids. The record is from RefSeq and is a predicted model, not a curated record. The transcript has a single exon. Gene Ontology annotation, molecular function: DNA-binding transcription factor activity; sequence-specific DNA binding. Lineage: Eukaryota; Viridiplantae; Streptophyta; Magnoliopsida; Solanales; Convolvulaceae. Gene Ontology annotation, cellular component: nucleus.
CUCUUCCCUUAUCCUCUCUCUCUCUCUCUCUCUCUCUUCAUUGCCAAAUGCCAAUCCAACACAUACAUACAUACAUCAAAUGAACCAACCACAAUAUAGCCUUAGAGAGAGAAGCUAAACUCAAGUAAGGAAAAGAGAGUAUUCUCAUAAUAAUUCCAUUCUCCAGAGAGUGAGAGAGAGAGAGAAGAGAGAGCCCACAAGAAUUUAAUAAGGUUUUGUCGCUGUUUCUAUCUUUAAAUUAAAUAAAAAAAAAUGAAAUAUUGAGAGAGAAAAGAGAAAGAGAAAGAGAAAUAGAAAAGGUUUUUCAUUUGAGUAGUAGUGUUUAGAUUUAUAUAAAUCUAUUAUUCUGUCACGCAUGUGAUCAUGGAACGAGGAGGUGAUGAUCAUCUCCACCACCACCAUCACCACCACCACCACCAUAACCGCCGCCCGACUUUUCCGUUCCAAUUGCUGGAGAAGAAAGAGGACGAAGCAUGCUCCAGCAGCUCGUCCUCCGCCACUACCACCACCACUACCACCGCCAUCGUCCCGUAUCCUUCUCUCGCAAUCUCCUCCUCCGUCGAUACUAGCGGAGCAAACCCUAACGCCGCCGCUGCUUCGGCGGAGCCGUCGAAGAAGCCGCCGCCGAAGCGGACGUCGACGAAGGACAGGCACACGAAGGUGGACGGGCGGGGGCGGCGCAUCCGCAUGCCGGCGCUCUGCGCCGCCAGGGUUUUCCAGCUCACCCGCGAGCUCGGCCACAAGUCCGACGGGGAGACCAUCGAGUGGCUGCUCCAGCAAGCCGAGCCGGCCGUGAUAGCCGCCACGGGAACCGGCACGAUUCCCGCCAAUUUCACGUCGCUUAAUAUUUCCUUGCGGAGCUCCGGGUCGAGCAUGUCCGUGCCGUCCCAGCUACGAUCUCAGUAUUUCAACCCUAACUUCUCCCUCUCGCAGCGGCGGAGCCUCUUCCCGGCCGGAAUCGGGUUAUCGCCGGCGGAUAACUCCGCCACCACGCUCCUCAAUUUCCAAGCGGCCAAUAUCAACAUCAAUAACCCUAGUAUGAACCUCUCCGCCGCCAAGCCGGAGCUCCGCGACAAUUCGAUCGAUUUGACGGAGCCGACGGCGGAGGAGGAAGAGAGCAUCGGGCGGAAACGGCGGCCGGAGCAAGAUUUACAGCACCAAAUGGGGAGUUAUCUCCUGCAAUCCAGCGCAGGGACGAUGCCCGCGAGCCACGCUUCCGUACCGGCAAAUUUCUGGAUGGUAACUAAUUCAACAAACCCCGUAAUGGGCGGGGCGGGCGGCGAUCCAAUAUGGACGUUUCCGUCCGUUAGUAACAACGCGGCGGCUUUGUAUAGAGGCACGAUGUCUAGUGGGUUGCAUUUUAUGAAUUUUCCCACGCCGGUGGCGCUGCUGCCAAGUCAGCAACUCGGCGCCAAUAUUGGCGGCGGCGGCGGCGGAAAUGGGCUGGGAGAAGGGCAGUUAGGCAUGUUUGCGGGGCUAAACCCGUAUCAUCGCUCCGGCGGCGGCGGCGGCGGCGUAUCUGAAUCUCAGGCCAGUGGCUCUCAUUCACACCACGGCGGGGAUGAUCGCCCCGACACCACAAGUUAACAUUCACCGAGUCAUGAGACGAUAUUCAUCGGAAUUCAUGAAGCUGUUCAUCAAUCCCUCCACUUAUGUUGUGUAGUUUGGAUGUUUAAACAUACACGUGAGGUUUGAUUAAUUAUUUUCUCUCAAAUUUCAGUUUUAAUUUUUGUUUCUUUUUCUUUUCUUUUCUUUCUUUCUUGCUUAAUUCCCUCUGAUUUUUAUUCCUUUUUUUUUCCUUAAUUUUCUUGUGUGAUUAGUAUGCCUGCCGGUUUUAAGGUUUGGAGAAGGCAAGAGACUGAAAUAUCAUUUGAUUUUUCCAUUUAAUUUACACAAAUAUAUGGUUUGUGGAGUUCUUUA